Molecule: messenger RNA, 3012 nt
Organism: Grammomys surdaster
Lineage: Eukaryota; Metazoa; Chordata; Mammalia; Rodentia; Muridae
Product: NACHT, LRR and PYD domains-containing protein 9B-like
Exons: 9
Coding region: 1-3012 (1003 amino acids)
Biological process (GO): regulation of inflammatory response
Cellular component (GO): cytoplasm
Molecular function (GO): protein binding
Source: RefSeq, a predicted model, not a curated record
AUGGUGGACUCAUCUGGCCAUGGCUUGCUGAAGCCUCUGCAAAAACUGAGUGAUGAGGAAUUCUGGAGUUUUAAAGAGCUUCUCAGGAAAGAGCCAGAGAAAUUUAAACUCAAACCAAUAUCCUGGACGAAACUUGAAAAUGCUUCCAGAGAAGACCUGAUAAUGCUAUUGAACACACAUUAUCCAGGACACACAUGGGAUAUGGUGCUGAGCCUGUUUCUACAGGUCAAUCGUGAAGAUCUCUCAAUCAUGGCUCAGAAAAAGAGGAGACAUAAACAAAGUAAAUACAAAAAGUUUAUGAAGACUACAUUUCAAACAAUAUGGACAUCGGAGACCAACACUCAUAUACCUGAUAGAAACUAUCAUGUAAUUAUAGAACCCCAGUACAAAGCAUUGCAGACCAUAUUUGAUUCUGAGUCGGAGCCAGUCACUGCAGUUAUAACAGGUCGAAUAGGAGAAGGAAAAACCACUUUCUUAAAAAAAGCAAUGUUGGAUUGGGCCUCAGGAGUUUUAUGGCAGAAUCAUUUUCAGUAUGUUUUCUUCUUCUCUGUCUUCUCACUUAACAAUAUCACAGAGUUAAGCUUAGCUGAGCUUAUCUCAAGUAAGUUGCCUGAGUCUUCAGAGACACUGGAUGACAUUUUAUCUGAUCCAAAGAGAAUCUUAUUUAUCCUGGAUGGAUUUGAUUACCUGAAAUUUGACCUGCAACUCAGGACAAACUUAUGCAAUGACUGGAGGAAGAGGCUGCCAACACAAUUUGUCUUGAGUAGUUUGCUACAGAAAAUAAUGCUCCCAGAAUGCUCUCUGCUUCUUGAAUUGGGACAAAGAAGUCUACCAAAAACCUGUCGUUUGCUGCAGUAUCCAAGGUUGAUACCUAUUGUAGGAUUCUCUAAACAGUCUGUAGAGUCCUAUUGUGUGUCCUUCUUUGGUAACGAGAAAGGCGAAGAAGUCUCUGAGAACUUAAGGAAUAAUAAAUUAAUUCAUUUAUGUAAUAAUCCUUAUCUAUGCUGGAUGUUCUGUAGUUGUUUAAAGUGGCAACUUGACAUGGAGGAGGAAGGGUACAUUAGGGCUAAAACAGAUUCAGGUUUCUUCACAUACUUUAUGGUUAGUGCAUUCAAAUCAGCAUAUGCCAGUAGUCCAUCUAAACAAAACAGAGCCAAGUUAAAGACCCUGUGCACCUUGGCUGUAGAAGGAAUAUGGGAAAAGUUGUUUGUUUUUGACUCUGAAGAUCUCAGGAGGAAUGGGAUAUCUGAAUUAGAUAAGGCAGUAUGGCUGAGAAUGAAAUUUCUCCAGAAUCGUGGUAACCACACUGUGUUUUAUCAUCCUACACUACAAGCAUAUUUUGCUGCCAUGUUCUAUUUCCUCAGACAAGACAAAGACACACAUGUCCCAGUCAUUGGAAGCAUACCUGAACUUCUAGGAAAAAUGUAUGCUUAUGACCAGACCCAGUGGCUCCAGACAGGGAUAUUUUUGUUUGGAAUUGCCAGUGAACAAGUCGCUUCCUUGCUCAAUCCAAACUUUGGAUUUAUACAACCCAAAGAUGUAAGACAGGAAAUCAUUACAUACCUUAAAAGUCUCAGUCAACAAGAGUGCAGUGAGAAACUGGAAAGACCUGAGAAUUUGUUCACCUGUCUACGUGACCACCAGGAGGAAAGAUUUGUAAGACAAGUGAUAGACCUAUUUGAAGAAAUUACUGUUGAUAUUCGUAAUUCAGAAGUAUUGUCAAUGACUGCAUGCAAUCUGCAGAAAUCCUCCAAACUAAAGAAACUUCAUCUGCAUAUACGAAAGAGAGUUUUUUCAGAAAUCUUAGACCCAGAAUUUUGUAACAUAGAAAUCUUUACAGACAACAGACUAAAAGCAACCAGAUAUUGGGAAAUGUUAUGCAGCAUUUUCUGCAACUUACAUUUGUUGGAUCUGGACAGCUGUCAUUUCAAUAAAAUGGCCAUACAGGAUCUCUGUAAUUCAAUGUCUCCAUCGCCUAGGGUGCCUCUUACUGCUUUUAAGCUCCAAAGCAUGUCGUGUUCCUUCAUGACUAACUAUGGAGAUGGUUCAUUAUUUCACACCCUUCUUCAGCUACCUCACCUGAAAUACCUCAACCUGUAUGGCACUAAUCUCUCCAAAGAUGUGAUUGAGAGUCUGUGCUCGGCUCUGAGAUGCUCGGCAUGCCAAGUUGAGGAGCUGCUGUUGGGUAAAUGUGACAUCUCAAGUGAGGCAUGUGGCAUAAUUGCUACUUCCCUUAUCAACUCUAAGGUGAAACAUCUCUCACUGGUUGAAAAUCCCUUGAAGAGCAAAGGAGUGAUGUCACUGUGUGAGACACUGAAAGAUCCAAGCUGUGUGCUGGAGACACUGAUGUUGUCUUACUGCUGUCUCACAUUCAUUGCCUGUGGCCAUCUUUAUGAAGCCCUUUUGAGCAACAAACAUCUCUCCCUGCUUGAUUUGGGGUCAAAUUUCCUGGAAGAUGCUGGAGUGAAACUUUUGUGUGAGGCUUUGAAAGACCCAAACUGCACCCUUGAGGAGUUAUGGUUGUCGGGUUGCUUUUUAACUUCAGAAUGCUGUAAAGAGAUAUCUGCUGUCCUUACUUGCAAUAAAAGUCUAAAGACCCUGAAACUGGGCAACAAUAACAUACAAGACUCUGGUGUCAAACAGUUAUGUGAAGCUCUGCGCCAUCCUAACUGUAAAUUGGAGUGUCUUGGGUUAGAGCUGUGUAAGUUCACCAGUGACUGUUGUGAAGACCUAGCCUUGACUCUCAUCACCUGCAAAACACUGAACAGCUUAAAUCUGGACUGGAAAACCUUGGACCACUCUGGGCUGGUGGUGCUCUGUGAGGCUUUGAGUCACAAAAGAUGUAAACUGGAGAUGCUUGGUCUAGAUAAAUCUGCAUUUUCUGAGGAAUCACAGACAUUACUGCAAGCUUUGGAAAUGAAAAAUACUAAUCUGAAUAUUUUGCAUUAUCCCUGGGUUGAAGAGGAACGCAAGAAGAGAGGUGUUCGUCUGAUAUGGAAGAGCAAGAAUUGA